Messenger RNA from Saccostrea cuccullata (small rock oyster), 833 nucleotides. RefSeq lists its product as uncharacterized. Bases 414 to 833 code for a protein of 139 amino acids. The record is from RefSeq and is a predicted model, not a curated record. The transcript has 9 exons. NCBI's taxonomy places the organism in Eukaryota, Metazoa, Mollusca, Bivalvia, Ostreida, Ostreidae.
UAUUCAGAUUAAUUAUUUUUCAGAUAAAAAGCCGAACACGAUGUUGAAACAAAUUCUUUUAAUUUUCUACGUUCAGAAUUACAUAAAUAUUGUAAAUUCCGAAAUGCUGUGCAACUCAAAACUAGCGUUGCAAUGGCCCAGAACCGUGUGUCAACCAAAACGUUGCCCUGGGCAAAAUACGCGAAAGUCGAAAUGUAGAGAUGACGUUAAAGAAUCAUUAAAUCAAAACGAUGGAAAAUUCAAUAGAUUCACAAUUCAUGGCCUCUGGGAGGACGGGGAUGAUUGCAAUAACAGCAGUCCUGAAUUUGAUAUAGACAAGGAAGCACGAAUGGAACAAACACGGGAACAAAUCAGGACUAGAAAUUGGUGAAUACUUUAACACGACCCUAUAACUCUAUGACAAAUAUGGCAUCAUGACAACAAGAUCUCUUCUUGAGGAUUGUUUUGCCCAAAAUACUGAAGUGAAUAUUGAGAGUUUAUCGCAAUGCAUUAUACCAAACCAGACAAUAGAAAUUGCAGUAUACAGGGCAAAGUUACCUGACGACAACAGAGCUAGGGAUUAUUUUAUGGAGAUACGGAUUUGUUUUAACAGAACUUUUCAUUCUAUCGACUGUGCCCCACUUAAGAAUUCAAAUAUGAGUAUUAGAUUACCACCCGUUGGCAGAAUUACUAAAAGAUCAGCAGUGGAUGUUUCUUUUGUGGAGACUGACAUCACUGAUGAAUUCGAUGAGUGUCCAUUACAACCUGUGAGCUCUCAAGGAGCAAAUGCUUUUCUCGCAAGAAAACUAUUGUUGCUUCCGUUACUUCAUCUAGUAGCUUGUAUCUACAAUUGA